This is a messenger RNA of Spizellomyces punctatus DAOM BR117, 1218 nucleotides long. RefSeq lists its product as uncharacterized. The transcript has 4 exons. The record is from RefSeq and is a predicted model, not a curated record. NCBI's taxonomy places the organism in Eukaryota, Fungi, Chytridiomycota, Chytridiomycetes, Spizellomycetales, Spizellomycetaceae. The coding region runs from base 149 to 1126 and encodes 325 amino acids.
CGUUCAAUGAUAAUCUGUAAAUAGAAGACGGCUUUAACCCUAACCCUAACAUCAUUAAAGCAAGGAUCCGUGAACAAAAACCAACUGGUGCAUCCGAGAGCUAACCGAACCCCUUCAUUGCUGUGUACCUAAAACUUGCCGUUCAGAUAUGUCUGGCACAAACGAUAUGUCUGGGACAAACGAUUCUUCUGUGGACUGCGAAAACCAAUACCAAGAGCAGCUAACCCUGGAGAUGUCAUAUCUAGGCUUCAACAACUAUGUGGCAAACAAUAUUGCAGCUAUGGCAAUGCAUAUCCUCCUCUUCGCCCUAUUAUCGGAGGGAAUCUUGAAGAUAAGACAUAGAGCAACCAUCAACUGUUUCUGGACUGCUGUAGCGUUUAAUCUCCUUUAUUGUUUGUGGAAUGUUAUCGGAAACACCUUUCCAUGGAUGUUCACAUACGCAGGUACCAACUUUUAUUACUAUCCACGGGGCUUGUACAGUGCCGUACAAGCGCAAAGUCUAGUGCUGCUCAACUAUUAUCGAGUCGCGCCUAGCUUCGACACGGUUAUGGGCCGUCAGCUCAGAAUCGCAAUUUUUUGUGCUGUCCUCUUGGUCUUCCCUUUGGAACUCGCAAGUCAAUAUUACAUCGCCAUCAGAUACACCAUGACAGCAGAUUGGGUUAAUACAGAGUAUUUGGCGCCUCUCGUGCACUCAAAUUGGGUGUAUCAAGUAUUUCUUGACAGCUGUUUCUGCGGGUAUAGCAUUUGGAUUAUCCGAGGGUCGAAAUCCCUCUCCCUACCGGCAGGAGCUUUUCGAUCGCAUGAGAGCAAACAGCACAAAGCAUUCGCCAUAGCCCAUAUCAUGAGGAUCACCAUUUUUCUCGGAAUUGAAGUCCUUCGCGCAGUCUCGUAUACAGUGACUCCGGACGAUUCUGAUGUUUCACUGGAGGCGUUAACCUUCUGGGCAAUGCAUAUCAUGAUGCCACCAUUUAAGCCAUAUCUCAUUGUGACGGAUAUGACACGGGUUCGCGCCAUUACAGACCGUUGGGGGAGGGACGGCGAGUCCCCUAAUCUAGACGUCAGCAGGCUGGCAUCAUCAACUAAGGAUAGCUCUCGCGCACCACAUGAUGGGGACUCUUCUAUAUAGGUGAUAGAGUUGGAGAUAGGUAGUCAAUAAUAUAUCGGCUGCAUACCUAAUGUACUUCAAAUUAAAUAAAGGUGACACUAGUGGGUUUAGAA